This is a messenger RNA of Leguminivora glycinivorella, 2083 nucleotides long. Its product is annotated as ras-related protein M-Ras-like. Gene Ontology annotation, biological process: signal transduction. Gene Ontology annotation, molecular function: GDP binding; GTP binding; GTPase activity. The coding region runs from base 186 to 779 and encodes 197 amino acids. The record is from RefSeq and is a predicted model, not a curated record. Gene Ontology annotation, cellular component: plasma membrane. The transcript has 6 exons. NCBI's taxonomy places the organism in Eukaryota, Metazoa, Arthropoda, Insecta, Lepidoptera, Tortricidae.
GCACGGGGAACUCGGGGAAGGAAAAAUGGGAAAAUAGCUUUACCUUUUGCGUUGACUUGUUUUACAUUAUUCCCAUCACGAUCACUAUUUAUAAUUCCAUUCGCGCGCACAUCAAAAGCUUUAAUCAACAAUGAGAUAAUAUCCCAUGAGCAAAGGAGUCGGCCGGGAUCGAGGCGCGCUCCACAAUGACGCGCCCGGGCCCCCCCAAUGAGAACUUGCCUACGGUGAAACUGGUGGUGGUAGGAGAUGGUGGUGUGGGGAAGAGCGCCAUCACGAUCCAGUUCUUCCAGAAGCUGUUUGUGACGGAUUAUGAUCCCACCAUCGAGGACUCUUACAUACAGCACACAGAGGUUGACGGCCAGUGGUGCAUCCUCGAUGUUCUGGACACAGCGGGCCAAGAGGAGUUCAGCGCGAUGCGCGAGCAGUACAUGCGGAAGGGCGACGGUUUCCUUCUCGUCUACUCGGUCACGGACCCGCAGUCUUUCCGCAAUUUACGUCGGUUCCACACUCAGAUACUGCGCGUUAAGGACAGGGACACAUAUCCAAUGCUGCUCGCCGCCAACAAGGUGGACUUGGUCCACGUGCGCGCCGUCAGCGAGGAUGCAGGCCGAGACCUCGCGCGCUCGCUCAACGUGCCCUACAUCGAGACCAGCGCUAAAGAACCGCCGCUGAACAUCGAGCGGGCUUUCCAUGAGCUUGUCCGAAUAAUCCGCAAGCAUCCACAGCAGGAAGAGAAAGAUCGUCGUCGCCGGAAAUUUGGAAAAUGUACGCUGCUCUGAGAUCCACAAGUGGCUAACUUCACGAUCACCAUUCGUUGCUACUUUCAAGCUGUCGCAACUGACAGCGGUAGCAGUAAAGAUCCAUGCGUGGCUAACUUCACGAAGGUAACAAUCGCGGCCAGUCUCAAGCUUUUCACGCUGUGACGCACUUCCAAGCUGUGAGUAGCCAGUAUUAUGAGAUCUAUACGUGUCUAACUUCACGAAUAUAAGCCAGGCCAGUCUCAUUGGAGGCUGCGGGAUGCGAGUUACAUUUGGCUAACUUCACGAUCAUUAUUCGCGGCUACUAUCAAGCUUUGAGAAGUAAUCCAUAUGUGACUAACUUCAUGAAUAUUCAAACUAUUCAUGGCUAUAUCGAGCCGUGUUGAAUGUAUGAUGUUCAAUUUCUAGGAGCUGUGGGAAGUUUCCGAAAUUUUCAUAAGAAUGUAAAUUUCCGUUUUGGAAAAGGAAAUUUUCUUUUCUUACAUAAAGUCUAAGUUUCCAAUAGUCUGAGAAAAUUUCUCUAAUUUGAAAAUUUCUGUAAUAAAAAAAGUUACAGACCAAAAAAACAGGUACCUGAAUUCGUCCCAGAGAAAAUGGCGCUUAUUUAGGCGCUUUCAUUGAUUAAGAUGCGCCAAAGUGGCCUAAAUCCCACCUUUUUCAUUUCUAACAGUUAUAAAAAUCAGAGCUGUGCUUUUUAAACCAAAACUGCAUUUGAAACUAGAUAUGGUUUGCUUAGUCGUAAGGUCGAUUAUUUAAAUGAACAAAGAAACCCCGUUAUUUUGAAGUUUCUAAGCUGAAACUGCACAAAUGUUUUCCAAACUAAAAGGUCCUCAUGAUCAUGGACCCUUUUGCUAUGGAAAAGCACAAAUAAAGAGUUUGUUUUAUAUAUGGAUGUAUAUUUAUAUAAGAGAGUCGCAGAGACGUAAAAACUGUAGUUAUUGUUGGUUGAUAGUCACAAAUGCCUAGCAUUUAUUUAUUCAAUGCAGAGACAGGUCAAGAAUAUUGAUUGACAAUUUCCGACACUGUCCCGAUCGGACGAUUCCGGCAAUGUUCGGCAUUGCUACGUAGCAUUGAUUGGUAUAACUUGACGUUAAUGACGUUCCCUUGAGUGCGAUACAACAGUAAAAUAAUUACUUGAUAACCCUAUUUGGUUACUGGUAGAAAAUGCUUUUUGGCACUAAGUUCGCUUUUUGUACAAUAAAGAUUAAUCCCCUUAUUCAUAAACGUACUCUAAAGUUAUCAAGCCGAUAAAGUUCGUUUGUCCUUUUCUAUCACACCAAUACGUCGGAAAGGAACAAGGAACUGUUGUACUAAGUGCUAUAUUU